This is a messenger RNA of Ornithodoros turicata, 3557 nucleotides long. RefSeq names its product solute carrier family 2, facilitated glucose transporter member 10-like. The transcript has 13 exons. Gene Ontology annotation, molecular function: symporter activity. Gene Ontology annotation, cellular component: membrane. NCBI's taxonomy places the organism in Eukaryota, Metazoa, Arthropoda, Arachnida, Ixodida, Argasidae. Gene Ontology annotation, biological process: D-glucose transmembrane transport. The record is from RefSeq and is a predicted model, not a curated record. The coding region runs from base 268 to 2103 and encodes 611 amino acids.
UCCCUCGCUAGGUUGUUGUCGAGGCACUCUCGUCUCAUCGCACCUUUCAUGCACUGUUCAAGUCAUUGUCCGUCAGCCUCGCAGAUGUUCGUAACACGUCAGUGAGCGCUAUGCCGACUGGCCGUGCGUCGUUUCGAUGGGGGAGCGUUGCAAGAUCGUGUAAGCACGCAGCUGAUAAAGGAUAUUGGAUAAAGUGGCAGUGAUUGAUACAGUCUGACUGAUCUUGGAAGUUACUCUUGCGGAGUCUGCGUCUGCCUGGCGUCUGCGAUGAGCUUUAAUGAGAAGACACGGCAUGAGGUGUCGCCGUUGCUUCUUCCGCGCGCUUACGCAUAUUCCGGAGCGGUACCUACUCAGACAAACCACACGGAGAGAUGCGAGGUAGGCCCUGGUGUGAAGCCCCACGGCGAUAGCGGGUUCCAAAGCACGAGGUCUUUCAUAUCCGUCCUGCUGGCAGCUGGCAUCGCCUCUUUGGGUGGCAUCCUUUUCGGCUAUGACACAGGCAUAAUAUCCGGAGCCCUUCUGCAACUUCGACACCUGUUCCACCUGUCAUGCGUGGGACAACAGCUCGUCGUCGGAACGUUGUUCCUGGGAGCAUUUUUAGCAUCCUUCUUCGGUGGCAUUAUCGUGGACCGUUUCGGACGAAAGACAGCGCUCCUGGUGGCUAGCCUACUCUUCGUCAUCGGAGCUGCAACUCAGAGUCUCAGCACGAACAUCUACAUGCUUUUGUGUGGUCGCUUGGUGACGGGUACCGCCGUGUCGCUCUCCACAACUGCGGAAUGUACAUACAUUUCAGAAAUCUCACCCAGGCAACAUCGUGGAAUGUUGGUGUCACUGAACGAGGUGGGCAUCACGGUCGGGUUCCUGCUGGCGUACACAGUCAACUACUCGUUCAUUUCACUUCAUAAUGGCUGGCAGUACAUGUUCGCGGCUGCCAUGUGUCCGGCUCUCUUACAAAUGGUGGGGACGCUCUUCCUCCCUCAAAGCCCACACUACCUCGUGCUCAAGGACAAGACUGAACAGGCGAGAAAAGUUUUGCGGCUAGUUCACCCAGAAGAGGUGGUGGAAGAAGAGAUAAAGUGCAUGAGCAAAGCACUGCACGCCGAGAAAAAUCACAGCUACGCUGACCUGUGUUCCAGCAGCUUGAAGGGUAGGAUGCUGAUAGGAAUGGGGCUUGUUUUCCUUCAACAGUUCACGGGACAGACAAACGUGGUGUACUAUGCCCCAACCCUGCUCAAGCACUUGGGCUUCUGUUCCAAUACAGCAGCGACACUGGCGUCGGUGGGACUUGGUGGCAUUAAGGUCGUUGCGGCCGUUUUCGCCCUUCUCGUCCUCGACCGCGUUGGACGUCGAGUUUGCCUGCUCCUCGGGAUCUUUCUUAUGGCAUCCAGCAUUCUGACAUUGGGUGUCUUCACGAAGACGGUGUUCAGCAGCGAAGGCGCACUUGUCGUACGCUGCAGCGAUCCGACCGUCACGCCUCCUCGCGCACCUUUCUUGAACCUCACAGAGCUUAGCCUAACGGAGUCUCCGCCGCAAGUACAAGGCGAGUUAGCACUCUUGUACAGCGUUCGCGAACACGAUUUUAAAGAAGAGGAUGCUGGAGAUUAUGCAAUUAAACGGGUCAACGAGACGAAAGAGGCUGCCGAGUCGCCGUCCGAGUGUGCUGGCACGGCUGAGGGUACCUCGUUCCAGCGGGGAGUGACCAUGGCAGCGCUCAUGAUGUACGUCUUCGCGUAUGGAAUCAGCUUUGGAACGACCACGUGGGUGAUUCUGAGCGAGAUUUUCCCAAUGGCCGUCCGAGGGCGCGCAAUCUCCGUCGCAACUGCGUUCAACUGGCUCACCAACAUGGCCGUGUCUGCAACCUUUCUCACAUUACUCAAUGCAGUGGGAGUGGGCGAGACCCUGAUCAUGUACUCCCUCGUAUGUCUUCUUGCCUUCCUCUUCGUCUUCUUCUGCGUGCCCGAGACGAAACACAAAAGUCUAGAAGAGAUUACCAAGGAACUUGACCAUGGGUUCAUUCAGUGGCGUUGGUCUUGUACGCUAUUUCGAGGGCGGAAGACGUGCGCUUUGGACGUGUCAACUCCUUCGACUCAGCACACGCCUUAGACGCCCACCUUGUUUGUUUUUCGUCUCCAUUGUGCUGUGAUCGCUGUCGGAACAGAUGGUGGGUACGCGUCGGUGUGGCGUUGCAUUGUGCGCGUUCACCGACGUUCGUAAACAUGGACGUGGACACACCGGUGGACCUAAGAUGGACAGAGACGGGGGUGAUGUUUGGCGGAAGAGUGAUCAGACUUCUCGUGAUUGGCGGCUCGGUGCACCAAAGGGGAGUGGAAAAGGGAAGGGUGAUAGAGGGAGGGGAAAUAUGAUGGUGGUGCAGGAGUAGAAGAGGGGUGACAGCCCCUCUUGCUCUGUACCGCAGAAAGCAUCCGAGCGUCCCUCAGUAACCUUCAUCGGGGAUGGUUCCUGUACCACGGUAACCGCCAGAGGAAUUGACGGAGUUACCCCAUCCGAUGGACAGAGGAGGAGGGGGCCAGUGGGGGAGGGGGCCGUGACAGCGCCUCUUCCCUCUCCUUCACCACGCGGACAUACAGAGUUGCGACGUCAUCUGCUUCAGCCAAUCGCCGCGGACGAUUUCAAACACAGGCUUUCUGUGGCUAGCAGUGGCUGCCCGUGCGACUUAUGGCGGCUCAUCUCCAUAGCUACGGCCGCCGAAAGCACAUCGUGAUUUGUGGACUCUUAAGGACUUCGCCGCGUCGUUUAUGUGGCUUUGUUUUUUAUAGAUGCCCUUGACUUUUGGCAGGCCACAUAGCCAUUACUUUGAUAAGAACGUCGCGGCAAGGCGACUGUGUUCCGCAAUCGCUUACUAUAGUCACAUGCACGUGAAACUACAGACUGGUUUGUGAAAGAAGCGACCUCCGUCUGAAAAGAAAAUCAACGAAAAUGUGGUGGUCUGUCCCAAAUGUGUGCUGCUGUGAACACGCAUAUAUUGAAAAAAAACUGUGUCCAAAGCAGUGGCUUUGAAACGUGCGGGUGUUGUCACGUCAAUUUAAUGAUUUCGAACUGUUGCAAGAGAGAGAAAAAGUGGAAAGAGGGGGUGCGAAUACUGAAGUUAUCUCUCUCUCUCUCUCAAACACUGAGGUAUCUUAACGCAUAAUUGAAAGGAAAAUUAAUUUGUCAUGAGAUUAAUUUCUUGAAUGAGACAAAACGUUUUUGUCUGCGAGUUGUGGGACAGUGGGGAGCGAGCCACAUGUGAGAAGAAGGAAUUAUGAGAAGGAAAGGGUUGGGAAAGAAAGAGUGAUUCCCAUCUAUUGCGCGUGAAAAUUAUCCGUACGCAGUGAAUUACCUUCCACGCGAAUAUUUCAAAUAUUUCGAGUUGUGUAUGCAUGCCGUAUUUAUGAAACCUCCAAUCAUCACUGAUUUCAUCGUGUGCGCUUGAACCAAUAAAAUGUACGCUGUGUCGCAAACAUUCGAAUCGCCCCAUUGCGGUUGAACAUUUUAUGCUUUUGUUCAGCCAUCUUAAGGCGAACUCAUGAAACAGAAAAUAAAGGGACAGCGCUGGU